Pelecanus crispus (Dalmatian pelican) is the source of this 1625-nucleotide messenger RNA. Lineage: Eukaryota; Metazoa; Chordata; Aves; Pelecaniformes; Pelecanidae. The record is from RefSeq and is a predicted model, not a curated record.
CAUUCCAUGCAACUCCUAAUACUUAUAAACGAAAGAAUACAGAAACAGCAUUAGAUAAUAAGCCUUGUGGACCGCACUGUUAUCAACAUCUGGAAGGUGCAAAGGAGUUUGCAGCUGCCUUGACUGCUGAGCGUAUAAAGACACCACCAAAGCGCCCAGGUGGCCGCCGAAGGGGAAGACUUCCAAACAACACCAGCAGACCCAGCACGCCGACAAUAAAUGUAUUGGAAUCAAAAGACACAGACAGUGAUAGAGAAGCUGGAACUGAAACUGGAGGAGAAAACAAUGAUAAAGAAGAAGAAGAAAAGAAAGAUGAAACAUCCAGUUCCUCUGAAGCAAAUUCUAGGUGUCAAACACCAAUAAAGAUGAAGCCAAAUAUUGAGCCGCCAGAGAAUGUGGAAUGGAGUGGUGCAGAAGCCUCAAUGUUUAGAGUUCUUAUUGGCACCUACUAUGACAACUUCUGUGCAAUUGCCAGACUGAUUGGGACCAAAACAUGCAGGCAGGUGUAUGAGUUUAGAGUAAAGGAAUCUAGUAUUAUUGCUCCAGUCCCUGCUGAAGAUGUUGAUACUCCUCCCAGAAAGAAGAAAAGGAAACACAGGUUGUGGGCUGCUCAUUGCAGAAAGAUACAGCUGAAAAAGGAUGGGUCAUCGAAUCAUGUUUACAACUAUCAGCCAUGUGAUCAUCCACGUCAGCCUUGUGAUAGCUCAUGCCCAUGUGUAAUUGCUCAAAACUUCUGUGAGAAGUUUUGUCAGUGCAGCUCAGAAUGCCAAAACAGGUUUCCUGGAUGUCGUUGUAAAGCACAAUGCAACACUAAGCAGUGUCCAUGUUACCUAGCUGUACGCGAAUGUGAUCCUGACCUCUGUUUAACAUGUGGAGCAGCCGACCACUGGGACAGCAAAAAUGUUUCUUGCAAGAACUGCAGCAUUCAGAGAGGAUCCAAAAAACACUUGCUAUUGGCACCUUCAGAUGUGGCAGGCUGGGGAAUUUUCAUCAAAGAUCCUGUACAGAAGAAUGAAUUCAUCUCUGAAUACUGUGGUGAGAUUAUUUCACAGGAUGAGGCAGACAGAAGAGGAAAAGUAUACGACAAAUACAUGUGCAGCUUUCUCUUUAACUUGAACAAUGAUUUUGUGGUUGAUGCAACACGUAAGGGCAACAAAAUUAGAUUUGCAAACCAUUCAGUUAAUCCCAACUGCUAUGCAAAAGUUAUGAUGGUUAAUGGUGAUCACAGAAUAGGAAUAUUUGCUAAAAGAGCCAUUCAGACUGGUGAAGAACUGUUCUUUGACUACAGAUAUAGCCAAGCUGAUGCCCUUAAGUAUGUGGGCAUUGAAAGAGAAAUGGAAAUCCCUUGACACCAGCUACCUCUUCUUUUAAACAAACAGCUGCCUUAUCUUCAGGAAUUUCUAGUACUGUGGGCAAUUUUAGAAAAAUAAAAAUGAUGCAAUUUGAAAUUCUGUAUUUGCAAAGUACUGUAACAGUAAUUUAUAGUAACAAAUUUAAAACAACUUUUUAUUGCCUUCUCACCAGCUGCAAAGUGUUUUGUACCUAUGAACUUUUGCAAUAAUGUGGUGUGGUACAUUUUUUCAACCUUGAAUAAAGGAUACUUGAACUUCUUCAUUUUUACUGGA